Molecule: messenger RNA, 1744 nt
Organism: Diceros bicornis minor
Lineage: Eukaryota; Metazoa; Chordata; Mammalia; Perissodactyla; Rhinocerotidae
Gene: HSPA14
Product: heat shock protein family A (Hsp70) member 14
Exons: 14
Coding region: 84-1613 (509 amino acids)
Biological process (GO): protein refolding; cellular response to unfolded protein
Cellular component (GO): cytoplasm; ribosome
Molecular function (GO): heat shock protein binding; ATP binding; ATP hydrolysis activity
Source: RefSeq, a predicted model, not a curated record
GUGCCUGAUGGGGCUCUGCCGAAGCUGGGAGCUGUCGCUGUUGGGGGUUCCCUCGUUCCUGCUGCCGCCGUCUCUGCCGCCUCAUGGCGGCCAUCGGAGUUCACCUGGGCUGCACCUCAGCCUGUGUGGCCGUCUAUAAGGAUGGCCGGGCUGAUGUGGUUGCAAAUGAUGCAGGUGACAGAGUUACUCCAGCUGUUGUUGCUUACUCAGAAAAUGAAGAGGUUGUUGGACUGGCAGCAAAACAAAGUAGAAUAAGAAAUAUUUCAAACACAGUAAUGAAAGUAAAGCAGAUCCUUGGCAGAAGCUCUGAUGAUCCACAGGCCCAGAAGUACGUCACAGAAAGUAAAUGUUUAGUCAUUGAAAAAAAUGGAAAAUUACGCUAUGAAAUAGAUACUGGAGAAGAAACAAAAUUUGUUAGCCCAGAAGAUGUUGCCAGACUGAUAUUUAGUAAAAUGAAAGAAACGGCACAUUCUGUCUUGGGCUCAGAUGCAAAUGAUGUAGUUAUUACUGUUCCAUUUGAUUUUGGAGAAAAGCAAAAAAAUGCUCUUGGGGAAGCAGCCAGAGCUGCUGGAUUUAAUGUUUUGAGGUUAAUCCAUGAACCGUCUGCAGCUCUUCUGGCUUAUGGAAUUGGACAAGACUCCCCCACUGGGAAAAGCAAUAUUUUGGUGUUUAAACUUGGAGGAACAUCCUUGUCUAUCAGUGUCAUGGAAGUUAACAGUGGAAUAUAUCGUGUUCUUUCAACAAACACUGAUGAUAACAUUGGAGGUACACAUUUCACAGAAACCUUAGCGCAGUAUCUAGCUUCUGAGUUCCAGCGAUCCUUCAAGCAUGAUGUGAGAAGAAAUGCCCGAGCCAUGAUGAAAUUGAUGAACAGUGCUGACGUUGCAAAACACUCUUUGUCAACCUUGGGAAGUGCCAAUUGUUUCCUUGACUCAUUAUAUGAAGGUCAAGAUUUUGACUGCAAUGUGUCCAGAGCAAGAUUUGAACUUCUCUGUUCUCCACUUUUUAAUAAAUGUAUUGAAGCAAUCAGAGAACUCUUAGAACAAAGUGGAUUUACAGCAGAUGAUAUCAACAAGGUUGUCCUUUGUGGAGGGUCUUCUCGAAUCCCAAGGCUACAACAGCUGAUUAAAGAUCUUUUCCCAGCUGUCGAGCUUCUAAAUUCUAUCCCUCCUGAUGAGGUUAUCCCUAUUGGUGCAGCUAUAGAAGCAGGAAUUCUUAUUGGGAAAGAAAACCUUUUAGUGGAAGACUCUCUUAAGAUAGAGUGUUCAGCCAAAGAUAUUUUAGUUAAGGGAGUCAAUGAAUCAGGAGCCAACAGUUUCACAGUACUGUUUCCAUCAGGGACUCCUUUGCCAGCUCGAAGACAACACACAUUACAAGCCCCUGGAAGUAUAUCUUCAGUAUGCCUUGAACUCUAUGAGUCUGAGGGGAAAAACUCUGCAAACAAGGAAAACAAGUUUGCACAGGUUGUUCUCCAGGAUUUAGAUAAAAAAGAAAAUGGAUUACGUGAUAUAUUAGCUGUUCUUACUAUGAAAAGGGAUGGAUCCUUACAUGUGACGUGCACAGACCAAGAGACUGGAAAAUGUGAAGCCAUCACUGUUGAGGUGGCAUCGUAGUGUUUUAGGGAAACCAUGGAUUUUUUUGAACUAGAGUAUCAACUUUUUGUUUACAAGUAAUGUUUAUAUUAAAAUACUUUUUGAAUGACCUGUAUAAUCUUUGUUUCUAUUAAACUACAAUAUAUUGGUAA